AUGCGCUUGCUGCUGAUCGACCCGCCUCUUUCUCAAAGAUCCUCCACAGUCGGACGAGGCCAAGCCGUGGCUCAACGCCGCCAUCCCGCCCUGGCGGCGCCCCAACGACGUCGUCGCUACUGGGGUCGGAGACGGUCGCUGGAAAAAGGCAUCAUCCGUCGCGCCGCCGUGGCCUCCCGCGCUUGCCCUGAUCCAAAUGCUAGCAGCAAACGCCAACAUGCGGUGAGCACUGUCCUCGACAACUCUCUCUCCCCCUCCCUCCCCUUCUUCUGGCGCCUCUCCGGGGAGACCUCUGUCGAGGGGCGAGUCAGCCUCGCCGACGUCUCUGAGUUUGUAUGGUGGCCAUGGUACACUUUCCAAGUAGAUAUGUACGUACUAUGUAUGUGCGCUGCAUCAUCACCACCACCACCACCACUGCCGCUGCCGCCCGCCUUGCUGCCUCAAUAUUGCCAGCAAAUCAUGCGCUUCUGCAUUCUCUAUUGCUUCGCCAGGCUCGACUCUCCACUGCCGCCCUCGCUAUUCUGCAAAAUGCAGGCCAAUCAGUCGCAUACCCCCAAACUCCAUGGCGGCCCUGAUGCGGACAAGUCACCGCCAUGGUGGUUAGCAUUAGACUGCUUUGGCGCCCCAGUGCACGCCGUGACUCGCUUCCGCUCCCUCAAUGUGCCAUACCUCUGGCGGGACGAUGGGCAAGCCAUCACAAUAUGGCUUGCGACGGGUCCAACUGUGCAGCCCUUCUUGAUGUAG
Bipolaris zeicola 26-R-13 is the source of this 744-nucleotide messenger RNA. RefSeq lists its product as uncharacterized. Bases 1 to 744 code for a protein of 247 amino acids. The record is from RefSeq and is a predicted model, not a curated record. NCBI's taxonomy places the organism in Eukaryota, Fungi, Ascomycota, Dothideomycetes, Pleosporales, Pleosporaceae. The transcript has 3 exons.